GCUGACUUGAAGCAGUCUAUCUUCUUUGCUCUGGGGAGUGCGGAAGACACAGGAAGCAACAGGGUUGGGAGAGAGAGAGUGUGUGUGAGAGAGAGAGAGAGGCGGAGUAGGAACGCUGCAAUUUAAAAAGACAAUUGGAUUGACUGUUCUCAGACUUACACUGCAACCAUGGGGCUGGGAAGAGGGAAAGAGGAGUACAAGCUGGCGGCAACUUCAGAUGGCAAAGAGAAGAAACGUAAAGGGAAGAAAGGUAAAUCGGAAAAGGAUAUGGCUGAGCUGAAGAAAGAAGUUGACCUGGAUGAUCACAAGUUAACCUUGGAUGAACUUCACCGAAAAUACGGAACCGAUCUAAGCAGGGGUCUUUCCAACGCCAGAGCAAAAGAGAUCCUAGACCGUGAUGGCCCAAAUGCCCUCACACCUCCUCCCACAACACCUGAAUGGGUCAAGUUCUGUAAACAGCUGUUUGGUGGUUUCUCCAUGCUGCUGUGGAUUGGUGCUAUCCUCUGCUUCCUCGCUUACGGUAUCCAGGCUGCAUCAGAAGACGAACCUGCCAACGAUAACUUGUACCUGGGUGUUGUGCUUUCCGCUGUCGUCAUCAUCACUGGUUGCUUCUCCUACUACCAAGAAGCCAAGAGCUCCAAGAUCAUGGACUCCUUCAAGAACCUGGUCCCACAGCAAGCCCUGGUCGUUCGUGAUGGUGAGAAGAAGAGCAUCAACGCUGAGGAGGUGGUGGUCGGAGAUUUGAUAGAAGUGAAAGGUGGAGACAGGAUCCCAGCUGAUCUGAGAAUCGUUUCUGCCAGCGGCUGCAAGGUGGACAACUCCUCUCUGACCGGCGAGUCCGAGCCCCAGACUCGUACUCCAGACUUCUCCAACGACAACCCCCUGGAAACUAGAAACAUUGUUUUCUUCUCCACCAACUGUGUUGAAGGUACUGCAAGAGGAGUCGUCAUCAACACUGGAGAUCAUACAGUCAUGGGUCGUAUCGCCACCCUGGCUUCCAGUCUGGAGGGCGGCAAAACUCCCAUCGCUGUCGAGAUCGAGCACUUUAUUCACAUCAUCACCGGUGUUGCUGUCUUCCUGGGUGUUUCCUUCUUCGUCCUCUCACUCAUCCUUGGAUAUGGGUGGCUGGAGGCCGUCAUCUUCCUCAUCGGUAUCAUUGUCGCCAACGUGCCAGAAGGUCUCCUGGCCACUGUCACUGUGUGUCUGACCCUGAC
Morone saxatilis (striped sea-bass) is the source of this 1214-nucleotide messenger RNA. RefSeq names its product sodium/potassium-transporting ATPase subunit alpha-1. NCBI's taxonomy places the organism in Eukaryota, Metazoa, Chordata, Actinopteri, Moronidae. Gene Ontology annotation, cellular component: membrane. The record is from RefSeq and is a predicted model, not a curated record. Gene Ontology annotation, biological process: intracellular sodium ion homeostasis; sodium ion export across plasma membrane; proton transmembrane transport. Gene Ontology annotation, molecular function: P-type sodium:potassium-exchanging transporter activity; ATP binding; ATP hydrolysis activity.